AUGGUAGGAAGUGAUGGGAAGAGAAGCACCGACAUUCAGCAGCUGUACGAAAAGAUCGAAAAGAUCGGCAAGGCUGUUCCUGCAGAAAUUUUUGGUAAAAUUCUCUUUGCCAUCCUUGUGGUUGAACAUAAGAGGCCCCUUGAUAAUGCAGCGAAGCCAUUGAAUCAGGCCAGGGCUUAUGUAGACGCUGCCGUCAGGUUGCUUCAAGCUCAUGGUAUAACCGGACUGCCCGUGUUUGCACUCGCCACAAACGGCAAUGAUGGUGUAGUGUUAAUGGCGUGGCACAGUGAAACCGCUGAGAAAGUCUACCUUGUUGACCGAUCAGUACAGCGAUUUGAUAUAUCGUCGCCCAUAGAAGUGUUCCACUUCGCAACAUUCCUCCUUCGCCUCAGAGAUCAUUAUGUUGAUCACUUCAAGGAGAACCCGGACCAGACCGAAGCAGCGAACAAGGCAGCACAAGAGAUGGCAAUGAAGGCAGAGGAGAAGCUGCGAGCGGCUAAGGCACAGGCAAAGGAGGAUGGCCUGGACCCAGAUAAAGUCGAAGUCCACAUAGGCUGGGGAUGGUGGAAAUCCGCUCAGACACAGUGA
Messenger RNA from Guyanagaster necrorhizus, 588 nucleotides. RefSeq lists its product as uncharacterized. NCBI's taxonomy places the organism in Eukaryota, Fungi, Basidiomycota, Agaricomycetes, Agaricales, Physalacriaceae. Bases 1 to 588 code for a protein of 195 amino acids. The record is from RefSeq and is a predicted model, not a curated record. The transcript is spliced from 2 exons.